Messenger RNA from Physeter macrocephalus (sperm whale), 1168 nucleotides. Its product is annotated as U6 snRNA-associated Sm-like protein LSm4. The coding region runs from base 434 to 904 and encodes 156 amino acids. Gene Ontology annotation, cellular component: spliceosomal tri-snRNP complex; P-body; U6 snRNP. Gene Ontology annotation, biological process: P-body assembly; nuclear-transcribed mRNA catabolic process; mRNA splicing, via spliceosome. The transcript has a single exon. The record is from RefSeq and is a predicted model, not a curated record. Lineage: Eukaryota; Metazoa; Chordata; Mammalia; Artiodactyla; Physeteridae. Gene Ontology annotation, molecular function: U6 snRNA binding.
CACCUAUUUAGUGGAAAAGAUAUGACACCUCAGCAUUAGGUCUUCAGUUAUAUACUCAGUAUUCUUUCUAUUGUCACUGGGUCCUUUAGAGAAGAACACCCAGAAUGGUUAGAAGAAUGGGAGCCAUAGUUUUGAGAGAAAUGGUUGACGGAACCACAGGUGUUUAGCCUGGAGGGCAGAAGUCUCAUGGACAACAAAUGAAGGACUUUCAGAGAGAAAAAAAGCUGGUUUUGUUCUCAUGGCUUCAAGCAGGAAAACCCAAAGUUGAUGGCAAAAAGUUACAGGAAAGUUGAUGUCACCGCAGCAUUAGUCAAAAUCCAAAAGAUCUUGAGUAGAGGAAGCUAAGCAGAGGCCGGUCAACCAAUAAUAACCAUGCGGUGAGCUGCAGCGGCUGUGGUGGAAGUGGCCGGGGAGCCUGGUCCCCGCUGGCACCAUGCUUCACUUGUGGCUGCUGAAAACGGCUCAGAAUCACCCAUUGUUGGUGGAGCUCAAAAACGGGGAGACGUACAAUGGGCAUCUGGUGAGCUGUGACAACUGGACGAACAUCAACUUGCGUGAGGUGAUCUGCAAGUCCAGGGACAGGGACAAGUUCUGGCUGAUGCCCGAGUGCUACCUCCGCAGCAGCACCAUCAAGUACCUGCGCAUCCCCGAUGAGAUCAUCGACACGGGCAGGGAGGAGGUGGCGGCCAAGGGCCGUGGCUGUGGUGGCCGGUCAGGGAGGAGGUGGCGGCCAAGGGCUGUGGCUGUGGUGGCCGGCAGCAGCAGAAGCGACAGAAGGGCCAUGGCACGGGGUGUGCCGGGAGAGGAGGGAUCCCAGGGACCAGCAGAGAUCAGCCAGAAAGGAGGCCGGGCAGAGAGGCGGGCAAACAGUGAGCCGCCAGCCCCUCUGUUCCCCAGAGACUGAGCCGCAACCACCGAGCAUCUGCUCCCACCCCCGAGGCCGCUUUUCUACGUUCCAGUUUAUGAGUCUGUUCAGAACAAAACGAAGAGGCAGGUGUCCAGGUAGGACCCCCUGCCUGUCAUCUGUGAUCCUCCUCUUUUUUUUUUAGCCAGGAGUCCUACAGUUGGAAAAUGUUAUUCUGUGCUUCUGGUUUUGUGAAGUCGCAGCAGACUUGAUUCCUGGAAGAUUCUGUAUGUAAUGCAUCUUUAAAGGCCUCACUCUUGUUUU